UUUUGGAAUAAUGGGCUAAGGAGAAAAUAAUUUAAUUGCACUCUCAGUUAGUUUCUUGGCCGCAAAUUUACAUUGCUUAUUAAUUCAAUCAUGCUGCCAGGUGUUGGUGUAUUUGGAACUGGUGCAAUAACAAAAGUUCUGGUGCCGAUUUUACGUGAAAAAGGCUUUGAAAUAAAAGCCAUCUGGGGUCGUACACUGCGUGAAAGUGAGGAUGUGGCCACCUCCCUAAAUAUUUCAUUUUACACCAACAAAAUCGAUGAUGUUCUGCUGCGAAAGGAUGUGGAUUUGGUGUUUAUUGUAUGCCAACCAUAUUUACACGCCGAAAUAUCAGUGAAGGCCUUGGGCAUUGGAAAACAUGUAGUUUGUGACAAACCGAUGGGGCUCAAUCAGUCCGAUGCCAUGAAAAUGGUACGUGCUUCGCAAUAUUAUCCUACAUUGAUAUCAUUGGUAAACCAUUCCCUGCGUUUUCUGCCUGCAUUCACUCACAUGAAACGCUGCCUUACGGAGGGGUUGAUUGGUCCACUCAAUGAAAUAUCUUUAGUGGAUGUGAGAGUACAACUGGGCAGUUUGUUCCCCGAAAAAUUCGACUGGAUGUGUGAUGCGGCCAUGGGAGGUGGAGCUUUGAAUUUGGUCGGUAGCCAUGUUGUGGAUUUGGUUAGCUUUCUGCUACAUCAACAUGCUGUCCGAGUACAUGGCGUUGUAAAGGCCUACACCAAGACUACCAAUAAUGUCAAUGGCAUACGUCAAAUAUCUGCCCCGGACUUUUGCAAUUUUCAAAUGGAACUUGCCAAUGGUACACUCAUCACCACAUCAAUUCACAGUCACACCGUGCCAGCGAAAACAUUUUCACAAGAAGUUCUCAUUUGCGGUUCCCAGGGUCAUUUGGUGGUUAGAGGUGGCGAUUUAUUUAUAUUCAAAAAUAAAACAGAUCCAUCACAGACCGCAAAGGAAGAAGCCGUGUAUGUUGAUGUGCAAGAUUUACAUUUUGCGACGUCAGACUCGUUGUUGCCGCGUCUCUACAUUAAGGGUUUGUGCAAAAUGAUUGGUGCCCUAAAGGAAUCGUUUGCAGUCAAGGAAUCUUCAUGGGUUAAGGAACCCGUACAAGCGGCUGCCACAUUUGAGGAUGGUCUAUAUGUUCAGGCAGUCUUAGAGGCUGUGCGAAAAUCAAGUGAAACCAAAUCAUGGCAGCGGGUACAAAUUACAUCUGACACUCCUUCAAAUCAUGAUCAAAUAAUGCGCUUUGCCCGUAUGUCUACCAUGUAAAAGGGUGGAUUUUCAAGGUCGAAGUACUAUGAAAGUAUAUAAAAUUACCUUGGUUAUAGUAUUCUCUGCUUUAUAUGUGUAUUGUUAAGUAUAUUCCCUAUUCCUCAUUUUGUACCCAUUUAUUUUAUUUAUUAUAUGUAUGCUGUAUGGAAAUGAAACAUACUUUUAAAAUCUAGUAAAACUUUUGCAUUUUAUAAGUUAAA
Molecule: messenger RNA, 1466 nt
Organism: Musca domestica (house fly)
Lineage: Eukaryota; Metazoa; Arthropoda; Insecta; Diptera; Muscidae
Product: glucose-fructose oxidoreductase domain-containing protein 1
Exons: 1
Coding region: 91-1263 (390 amino acids)
Molecular function (GO): nucleotide binding
Source: RefSeq, a predicted model, not a curated record